CAAAGUCGAAAAGAAGCACCGAUAAUGCGAUAUGCGACAUAACCUUUCUUCGUUCUGCAAUUUUGGCUGGAUUGUGUGAAUGGAAACCGUUUGUCACGGUCUGGCACCCACUCAGAACUGACUUUCAAGAGUACUGGUAGCCUCGCACUCCUUUCGCAGUAGGUUUAGUGACAGCGGCUGCAGGAGACCCUGCUGGUUGAUUCAGAAGAAAUUUUGAAUCCAAGUUCAUGUGUGCAACGUAAGGCAGCACUGUCAGCGUCAGUCUACGAGCACUGUCAAGAUGAGUCGGGGCUCAAUGAGAACAGAUGAGAUGCUGGAGAUCGAGAAUGAGCGACUACUGGAAAGCGUCGCAGCGAAAGCCAAGCUCAUGAAAUCGGUCGGUCUCGACAUGAAUCGUGAGGUCAAGUCACAGAACAUGCAGCUUGGGGACAUGAGUGGAGACUUUGAGGGUGCCGGUGGGUUGCUGGGCAGCACGCUGAAGGGCCUCAACAAUAUGACGCGGAGUGGCAACUCUCGUUUCAUGCUCUACAUCAUUGCCGGUAUCCUGUUUUUCUUCUUCGUCAUCUACUACCUGACGUCGAUGCGACGGUGACGUGGCCCUGUGCGCAUCCUAUCAUCUACGUUUUCGUAUGUACUGUUAUUGUCACCGUCACCUUCAGUUGGUUAAGUCCGUCAGGCUAUGCAUCGUGGGGCCUGCCCGGCCGACUGGGUGUGGUGCGCUUGAAUAGCUGGUUGUGGGCUGCCUGACUGGCUAGUUGUGGGCUGCCCAACUGACUGUUUGUGGUCUCCUCGACUGAAUGUGUGUGGUCUCCUCUACUGACUGUGUGUGGUCUCCUCGACUGGCUGUUUGGGUCCACGUGGCUGGCUGUUUGCGGUCUCCUCGACUGGCUGUUUGGGGCCCGUGUGGCUGGCUGUGUGUGGCAGCCUGACUGGUUGUAUGUAGACUAGUACCCGGCCGUCUGCGUGCUGGCUGCCUCACUGGCUGUCUGUCUUGUAGUGUGUAUACAUGUAGUUAUCACACAGCAGCCCUAUGCGUCAAUUGUUGGCCAAAGAGGUACCAAUAAGGUUGAAGAAACCAGAGUGGUUCUGUGUCGGUAACUGGUGUUAGUUUAGUAAUAAUGUGUUGCCUGUCAAGACGGUGGUGUGCUGCUCCUGUUUAGUCCCCCUGUCAUCCUGCUAUUUCUGUGCUGAUUGAUGUUCCAGCCCAGGCGCUGCUGGUCCUUGUGCUGCCCCCCCCCCCCCCUCCCCGCUUUCUCCUUCCUAUGUGCUCUGGUUGUCUUCUCUGCUAUCCAGUCCCCCUCCUGACCACGCUGCGUGUACUCUAUCCGAGUUGCGCACAGAAUCACCCCUCACCUGCACCAUGAUUCCGUUCCCAAGUGCAUUGGAAUCCGUCUAUGGUAUGCCUCGUCUUCUCUGCUACUAACUGGAUCGCCGUCGGAGUUUGAAGCCUCCCGAUUGCGACUUGCAAUGCUUUCUCGUUUUCAGAUUUUCUUUGCAGCCGGUAUUGGUAUGGUCGUGCGUUGGAGCUAGACCGCAGCAUGGUGUUGUUUAUUCAGUGCCCCCCCCCCCCCGUAUUGUUUUCAGCAUGUCUGCAGGCUCUUCUGCGUCCCCAUUCAUGACCACAUUUUUUACAUCCUCCAUGCACUAGCUUCACCGCCACCAUUCCAGAUUCCACAACCGAAAAGUAUUCUUGACCUCCUAGUUGUAGUUGCAGCCCUUGGAUGUUCAAGCUGGAGUUGGAUGGGAUAUUCCCCUGCUUGAGUAUUUGUUACUGUUGUGUGCAUUAUUUGAUUUCACCACACUAUCACGUCAACGUGUACAUGUUUUUUAUGCUGUUUCUUGAUUUGUUUUCGUGACGAGUCACGGACAUGCGAUAUUAGUGGCUGUAGUAACCGCUAUACCCAUCGUAUAUUUGCAUGUUGUUUUCCUGCUCUGUGUGGAGUGUACGGGAGUUUUGUUGUGGUUGCAGAGCCUCCGAAUUUGGAAAAUCUGCUUUGUCGA
Molecule: messenger RNA, 2001 nt
Organism: Sycon ciliatum
Lineage: Eukaryota; Metazoa; Porifera; Calcarea; Leucosolenida; Sycettidae
Product: BET1 homolog
Exons: 3
Coding region: 281-592 (103 amino acids)
Source: RefSeq, a predicted model, not a curated record